CACAUGAGAGUUCGUUCAAACACAAUUUGCAUGUACAUAGAUCAAUGAGUUUGACUACCCAACCAUCGAAAAAAACGUCAUCAUCGUCAUCACAACGCAAUUCAUUGGAGGUCUUCAACGAUUCUGCUGCUUGAUGUAUUCGCUAAUAAGGACCUCAAAUAAAAAUCUUUUUGUUGUCCAAUCAAAGGAAAUUUCCUGGAAUGGUACUAGGAGUGUGCUCUUUAAGCAUGAGGGAAAAGGGCAUGUUGGUCUCCUUGUUUGUAAAUCAAAUAAUUAUAGUUCCCUAUUGGAUAGAAAAAUAAGGGAAGAAAAAAAUGGAAAUUUGCCAAAACAAAACAACAAUAAGGAGAAAGAAAAUGCCAUAUCACAGAAAAUUCAAGUUAAACCCGCUUCUCCCUAUGGAAAAACGAAACGUCGGAGAUGGACACCAAUGGAGAAAGAAGUGCUGCGCAACGAGCUGGGAGAUCUUGGAAGAAUAAAAAAACUUCCUACCGUAUUAGAAUGCCUCAAAUUAAAAAAAAAAUACAAUAUUUUGGAGGGAAGAACCCCUCAGCAAAUAAAAUCUUUUAUUGAUAAUCAAAAAAAGCCUUAUAGGGACAAGGCCUAAUGAGUGAAUUUCGAAUAUUAAUUUAUUUCUUAAUUGGUUUUAUUUAAAAAACUAUUGCUUCAUUUACUAAAAUUUAAUUAAUCGUUUUUUGUUUUGGAUUUUUUUGUUUUGUUAUGUGA
Molecule: messenger RNA, 726 nt
Organism: Stomoxys calcitrans (stable fly)
Lineage: Eukaryota; Metazoa; Arthropoda; Insecta; Diptera; Muscidae
Exons: 5
Coding region: 134-607 (157 amino acids)
Source: RefSeq, a predicted model, not a curated record